GAUGCAAUUGAUACUAUGUCAAGGCUUGGUUAUACUGUAUGCGCUAAAAUGGUAGAAAAUUUUCGAAAAAAGAUUCGAGAUGAACAUGUAAAAAAAACUGAGGAACAUUUUAUUAAACAUAAAGACUGUUUUCACAUAUAUAAUAUCGAUGACUACUAUGCUAUUCACGAAAUUCAGAGACCUGAUACAGUUACAACAUCUGAUACAAAACAUUUUGUUACAUGUGUAGCAAAACCUGUUUUAGGCUCCCGAUCUGUUUUACUUGUAAAUAAUA
Scutellospora calospora is the source of this 274-nucleotide messenger RNA. Lineage: Eukaryota; Fungi; Glomeromycota; Glomeromycetes; Diversisporales; Gigasporaceae. The record is from the annotation of a GenBank genome assembly.